AUGGGCAAGGGCUACUCAACCAAAGGCUCCGGCACCAACAACCAGGGCAACCACUACUGCAGCCGCGACUACGGCAACAAUUCCAACUCGUACCACUACUCCAACACCGACGGCUCGUACUACUAUGCCAACCCGGACAGCAGCACGUACUACAACGGCGGCGGCGGCGGCUCGACCUACACGGCGCCCAGCGGCCAGUCGUACUCGUCGGGAUACGGCAACAGCGGCAGCAGCGGCAGCAGCGGCCAGUCGAGCGGCGGCAAGAAGUACUAG
Molecule: messenger RNA, 273 nt
Organism: Sporothrix brasiliensis 5110
Lineage: Eukaryota; Fungi; Ascomycota; Sordariomycetes; Ophiostomatales; Ophiostomataceae
Exons: 2
Coding region: 1-273 (90 amino acids)
Source: RefSeq, a predicted model, not a curated record